Messenger RNA from Prorocentrum cordatum, 2375 nucleotides. NCBI's taxonomy places the organism in Eukaryota, Dinophyceae, Prorocentrales, Prorocentraceae. The record is from the annotation of a GenBank genome assembly.
AUGCCGAUGAUGAGGAUGGCCAACGGCGAGAUGAUGCGGGCACAGGUUGUGAUGGAUCCAUCGACGAUCGCGAAACGCAGCCUGAUCGGAAUCCCUGUCGAUGCGGCCAUCUGCGCCGGCGCUUCAGCUGACGAUGUCUCAGGCUCCACCAUCACCGCGCUCGCCGCCAGCUUUUGCGAUGGCGAGAUCCGAUGGCGAGGCUACAGCGACGACUGGACACCGGCAAUGGCGUGUCGGCUUCGAUGGUCGUGUCAACCUCACCAGCCAAGCGACAAGUUGCGCUACUUCGACGGUGAGCAGACCUCGCUUUCGGCAGCAGGCAACCUUCAGAGCCGAGAUGGUUCGGUGUUCAGGCUCGACGAGCUGAUGCUGGUCUGCUUGGAGCUUCAGGGCGCACGCGCUCACAUUCGCGAGCUCGACUACCAUGCCGCCGAGACCGUGCACAUCUGCACCGGUUGUUCGAGACUCCACUUCGACUGCCAAUGCGAGGUGCCGGCAGCGUCCAGGACGGCCAUUUUGCCAGCGGCGACGGUGAGGCUGCUUGAGGUUGGUUCGGCCGAGUUUGGCACCGCCGCAGCAUGCGUGACCGAUGAUGGCAGCGUCACAAUCACGACGACUCUCGAGCUCGCUGCACGCAACGUCACCGGAAGCUUGCGCAUGGUUGUCGUUCUGGAGGUCGACCAUCAGCCUCAACGCCACGCCGAAUUCUGCGCCGCCGGUGUUGCUGAGCAGCUUUGGAGGAUGGCCGUGCAGCGUGACAGCGGCGGCUUCGAGAUGGAAUGGUCAGCGGACCCUUCAGCUUCUGAGCUCACCUCGAUUCGAAUCUGCCGCCGUCUCAGCACCAUGCCAUGCCAGUCGAUUGAGCUUGCCAUCGAGGCAGCCAAGGAUCUGGUCGCUGAUGAGCGGCUCAAUGUCCGCGCCAGAGAGUGUGCCGCUCUGCUCUGCAAUCUGUUCUGCGACCCGUUUGAUCGGCUCACCGCCGUGCUCUCUGACUGGCCGACCUUGCCUUGCUCACUCGCCGAGCUUGCGACGCAGCCGCCACGGAGCAUCUUUCUGACCGAUUUGCGACAAGGACGCUCCCUUUGCUGGCUGGUUUCGGUGGUCGACGAUCGCUGGUUCGAGGGUCGAUUGUUGCGCCACACCAACCAGAGCCGCAUCAGCUUCAAGGCCUGCAGGCGAAUCGGAAGGUCGAUGAGAGGCCUCAACAUCAUCGCGGCAAUCGCUUGUUUCGAUGUGAUGAUCGACAAGCCUCGCCUCGUCGGCAUCCUGCAUCACGAACCCACGAACGUGCCGCUGCAGCAGGUUGAGCGAAUCUUUUGCGAGUGCACCGGCGUGCAUGCAUCUGGUGCUGACAUCGUCGACCUCGACACCGUCGCCGCAACCUUCGACAGAUGCCGUGGCAGAGGCCUUUCACUCUGCUCGUCGCACGAUGGCUUUCACUUUCUCGCGGCAACGUCGAUUCGCGUCGCUGUCGGUGAUGAUGGCAUCGCCAGGAUCGCCAAUGGCAUCGUCGCUCCUCCAUCUGCACAAGCGGCAGUGACCGUCGCCGAGAUCGAUGCAGGUGUGGCGAGAGUUUCGAUGGAGUGCCUGCUCAACAACCACCAGCUCGCUGCGACUGCCGUCCACGAGGAUGAUGUCGAUUGCGAGCUGUCGACGAAUGCAGAGGUCUUCCAGUUCAUUGCCUGCCACGACGGCAGUGGCCAUCAGCCUGGCAACGCUGCAGCAGUGGUUGGCGAGGGCAAUGUGACGUCGCACUGGAACGCCACAACUUGGCGCAAGACGCUGCUCGAGGCUCACACGUUGACGCUCAAGGCGCUGGCACAGAACGAGAGCGGCAAGGUUGUGGUGCUUGGCGAGAAUCUGACACGCGCCUUCACCAGCAGCACUCCAGCAAUGCCGCGCUCGUUGUUGCUUGCCUGCGAAGAUGUCCGCACGCUCGACUUCGCUUGGCGGCGGCUGCUGGUGAGAGGCGAAGAUCUUUUGCACGGCUCUUGCGGUCAGCUUGGAUGGUGCUUCCGGUCGAGUUUGAUCGACCAUUUGCCGGCAGGCAGCAUCACCAUCGCCGUGGCAAUGCCCUCAGUUGACGAUUUGGAUGUCAUCGAGCGAGCCGUCGACAGAGCAGCAUCGCGGCUGAAGGUUAUCGCGAUGACGUACGGUGGCAACCUGCUCUCCAACUGCAGCUUCGGCGAGAGCGGCGUGAGGCUCGAUUACUGCGCCGAUGGAACCGUCCUCGAGCACAGCCGCUCUGGUGCCACCGUUUCCGCCACGCUGCGCCUGCUCGUCGAAAGGUUGCGUGCGCUGAAGCCGACGCCGACAUCGCUGGCGAAGUGGACGUCAGAUUCGGCGCCCGGCACCUUCGCUGAGGAGCUUGCAUG